Molecule: messenger RNA, 1314 nt
Organism: Diaporthe citri
Lineage: Eukaryota; Fungi; Ascomycota; Sordariomycetes; Diaporthales; Diaporthaceae
Exons: 3
Coding region: 1-1314 (437 amino acids)
Molecular function (GO): O-methyltransferase activity
Source: RefSeq, a predicted model, not a curated record
AUGUCUCACGAGAUACUUUCCGACAAGAAAAUGUCUAUCAGCUCUCUGGGGAAGCAGGUUUCUUCCCUGUCUUCUGACGUCGCUGCAUAUCUUGCCAGAACUCCUUUCCCCAGCCCAAGCUUCGAGGCGGACGGGGGUGAUGUCCCGGAGGACCCUGAAUACGAAGCCCUGCGCGCGUCUCUGAACGACGCAGCCCUCGAUCUCCUCCGCCUGGUCAACGGGCCCAAGACCACGCUUCGCGAUCUGUUCUUCUCGCACUACGACCUCGCAGCCCUACAGAUUGCGCUCUCCCGCAGAUUCUUCAACCACGUGCCCCUCGUCCCCGCCUCAGCAAAUGGUAACGGUGUGGCUGGGGCGAGCAGCAGCGCCGCCGAGGUUGCUGCCAAGGCGGGCAUGGACGAGGGCCGCGCCGGCGCCCUGCUGAAGCUCCUCGCGACCCGUCGCAUUUUUGAGCCAGUCGACCACGGUGAUGGGGUCGAGCGCUUUAAGCACACCGCAAUUUCGGCCUCGUUGGCACGAGAUGCUGAGUAUCAUGCCCUGGGAGACAUGCAACUGGACGACAUUUUCAAGGCGUCGUCCGAGUUAUCGACCCUCGUUGCUCGAUCGCCCCAUGCUUCCAGUGCCACCGAGUCGGCUUUUCACCAGCGCUUCGGCGUCCCGGUGUAUCAGUACUACGAGCGGAACCCGGAAAAGGGAAAACGCUUCGCACAAGCCAUGAGCAGUUGGUCCAAGGUUAAUGAGAGGGGGACUGAGCUCCGUGAUAGCUUUGCGUGGGCGUCUUUGGGCAAUGGAAAAGUUGUCGACGUUGGCGGGGGAAGCGGGCACAUAUCCAUCAGACUUGCCCGAGAGUUCCCUGAAUUGCGGUUCGUUGUCCAAGACAUCUCUCCCCUCCAGCUCUCUCAUGACCAAGAAGACCUCGAGGGCCGCGUGACUUUCCAGCAGCACAACUUCUUCAGCCCGCAGCCUGUCCACGAUGCGUCGGCCUUUUUCCUUCGACAGGUCCUGCACAACCACAAUGAUACGGAUUCGCUCAAGAUCCUGCGUGCCCUGGUGCCUGCUUUAGAGAAGUGUGGCCCAAAGACGCCGGUGUUGAUCAACGAUGUCAUUCUUCCCGAAAGCGGCACGGUUUCGCGGUUUGAGGAGCAUCUGCUGAGACAAGCCGAUGUUUCGAUGCUGGUGAUAUUUGGUGCUAAGCAGAGGAGCCAGCGAGACUGGGACAAGUUGUUAAAGAAGGCCGAUCCGCGGUUUGUCAUUGUGGACGUGCAGAGGAACCCGCUAGGUGUGGGCUUGUUACAGGUCCAUCUCUUGAGUUAG